Molecule: messenger RNA, 819 nt
Organism: Rotaria socialis
Lineage: Eukaryota; Metazoa; Rotifera; Eurotatoria; Philodinida; Philodinidae
Source: the annotation of a GenBank genome assembly
AUGGUUAGUUUAAAUCCACAAAAUAAUCGAAGUGGAGGAGCAAUGUCAUUUGCUGAUAGAUCAAUACCUGGAAAUGAUCAAAUCAUAUCAGAAAAUACUCCAUUGAUAAGUGGUAUCGAACAACAUUUUCGACAAAUACGAACAGCACCUUUCAUUAUUAUUCAUAUUUUACUUAUGAUCAUAUUUGAAAUGGUGAUUGUUUUAUUUCCGUUUUUAUGCUACGAUAAAAAAAUUUCUAAAAUAUGUGACCAACAUUCUCCAUAUAAUAUCUGCUUAUAUAUACAUGUUGGUGUUUAUAUUGUCAGCAUUGUUUUUGAUCGUUUGUAUCAUUAUCAUCAAGAUUUAUCACGAAAUGAUGGUUACCUUGAUUUUUAUCGACGAACAAGAAAUUUAAGGCGUACACCUUUAAUUAUCAUCUCAGCAGGUAAUGCAAUUCUCGUCGCGAUGAUUAAAUUACUUGAAGAUUAUCAAACAUCAAUUUUACCACUUCAACCAUGGCAUUUUCUUGCAAUAUUAACUACUAUUCAAGUAGUUAUUAUUUUAAGUGUACUCUCCUGGUAUCUCGUUAUGACUAUUCAAUUCAAUAAACAACGUAACCUUCCCGAUGCAGCACUCGAUGAUUUACUUUCAACUUUUGUUCCAUUACAAGGAUCAACUAAUGAAAUUGGUUUUCGAGAUCAAACUUAUACAGAAAAUGUUCUUGAAAAACAGGCAGAUCUGAUUCGAUAUUUACGUGAUCGAAAUGACCAGUUAGCUCAUUUUGUUCAUAGACUUAAACAACAAGUAAACAUUGAGCAAACCUCAACAAAUCUUAUUUAA